AUGGGGGUGGCGGAACCAGUGGCGUAUGGAGAUAGGGUUUUGAUGCAGAGCGCGGGGUACCUUGCGUGGCUGCACGAUGAACGGAGCAGAUCUUGCGCCGUCGCCGAGAACGACGACACAAACAAGAUGAGCAGGAGGAUAAAAUGUGUGGAUGGUGGUGCUACAUAUAUGCAUGCAAAGGGCCUUUUAUAUACCGCUACUACUAGGGGUAAAAUUAUGUCAAGAAACGAGGAUGAUGUGAAGAAUAAUUCUGAUAAUGAUUUGGGUGAUGAUUUCGAUUAUCAACCGAAUGCAGAAGAUGAUGCUGAAGAAGAUGAUGUGGAUUCGCUGGAUUCUACUAGCAAGAGUAAAGAAGUUUGUGGUGUAAAAAGAAUAGCGGAUUUAAUGGUGGAGGAUAUUUGGAACCUGGAAUUUAGGACAGAGGAUGAAGCUUGCCAAUUUUAUAACGCUUAUUCUUGUUGGCAUGGAUUUGUAAUGAGGAAGGACAAUGCGGUUAGGGAUAAUCAAGGUAGAAUCAUUAGCAGGCAACUUGUUUGCAACAAAGAGGGCUGGAGGAAUAUGAGGUAUCUUGAUAUGGAUGAUAGAUCAAGGAAGGCAAGGUCACUAAUGCGAACCAAGUGUCCAGCUCGGCUUAGGGUAAAGCUUGACUACGGCUGCGGUAGAUGGAAUGUAUCAUGUUUUGUGGAAUCUCACAACCACGAUCUGACGCCACCACAAUUUGCGCAUCUGGUUCUGGCCAAUCGUCGUCUCACUGUCACUGAUAAAGUCCAAGUGGAAAAUCUUCAUAAUUUUGAUGUCAAGACCUGCCAUAUUAUGGGGUAUAUUGCGUUCCAGAAGGGUGGAUAUCAUAAUGCUGGCUUCACACGCAAAGAUUUGUACAACCACAUUGAUCGUUAUCGUCGGUCAAAACUUAAAAACGGGGAUGCCAAUGCGGCAAUAAACUAUUUGAUUGGCAAGUCAAACAACGAUCCGCUGUUCUUUGGAAAGUAUACGUUCACUAGUGACGAAAGGCUCGAGCAUAUUUUUUGGGCAGAUGGGCAGUCAAUUAUCGACUAUCACUGUUUUGGAGAUAUUGUUGCUUUUGAUUCAACCUACAAGAAGAAUAAAUACAACAAACCUUUGGUCAUUUUCUCCGGAUGCAAUUAUCACAGGUAG
This is a messenger RNA of Arachis duranensis, 1155 nucleotides long. RefSeq names its product protein FAR1-RELATED SEQUENCE 5-like. NCBI's taxonomy places the organism in Eukaryota, Viridiplantae, Streptophyta, Magnoliopsida, Fabales, Fabaceae. Bases 1 to 1155 code for a protein of 384 amino acids. The transcript has 3 exons. The record is from RefSeq and is a predicted model, not a curated record.